Messenger RNA from Cuscuta europaea, 883 nucleotides. NCBI's taxonomy places the organism in Eukaryota, Viridiplantae, Streptophyta, Magnoliopsida, Solanales, Convolvulaceae. The record is from the annotation of a GenBank genome assembly.
CUACACCAACACCAUCCGUCCCAUCCCAUAUUUGAUGAGGAUGUGGCAGGGUACUGAGUGAAGAAGGAAGAUGUGGUUGUUGGGAUGGAUCGGGGUGAUUUCCCCGUUCCCGUUCUAUUACUGGCUCUGGACUCGCCCUCAAACAUGGGUGGAUCUUUGCGGGAAACUGCGAGAUCCAUCUCACGUGAUGGCCAUGGUUUCUCACGCUCUCAAGCUCUUCCAGUUCCUCUCCCUUCUCUCCGUCUCCUCACUUUCUUGGCCCCCGCCUUUCUACUUCUGGCCUCUCUUCUCCUUUGGUCAGCUCCUCAACUUCAGGGUAUACCAAUUGUUAGGAGAGUCCGGGACCUACUAUGGUGUUCGAUUUGGGAAGAACAUUCCGUGGGUGACGAAGUUUCCGUUUGGAGUCAUAAGGGAUCCACAGUACGUUGGUAGCAUAUUAAGCCUUAUCGCUUGUUUGCCAUGGGUCCCUUUCUCGUAUAUCCUCCUCUGGAUCCUCGGCUAUGUGUUUAUGAUUUAUGCAGAGUCUAAGGAAGAUCCAUCAACUCGUGCUAAGCCAUUGAACCAAAACAAUGUAAGGAACUAGUUCUGAGGUCUGGCCACGUUUAAGGCAACAAAGAGGUUCUUGAAACACUACACAGCAGUAUAUUAGUAUCAAAGGCUUGUUUUUGUGUUGGUUUAACAUUUUUUUGUGUUUGCCAUUCUUUUUUUAUCCGAAAAUUUUACCAUCGUGUUGUUACUAAUGAGAGGUUGAGCCUAUCUUUGAACUAUUUUUAGCAAUUCAUACGUAUUCCUGAAUCACACAUCUCCUUGGCUUUUUGGAUGUCAAAUUGUCAUUGUACUCCCAAAACUUCCAUGGGGAAAAUAAUUUAAAUAUCCCAAACUA